Messenger RNA from Pipistrellus nathusii (Nathusius's pipistrelle), 1410 nucleotides. The record is from the annotation of a GenBank genome assembly. NCBI's taxonomy places the organism in Eukaryota, Metazoa, Chordata, Mammalia, Chiroptera, Vespertilionidae.
AUGGGGGCGGGAGCCCCGCAGAGCCUCCUCCUGCUCCUCCUCCUCCUCCCAACGCCGUGGCCACGCCGGGCCUCCGCGGGGAGCCUGCACAGUCCAGGCCUGUCCGAGUGCUUCCAGGUGAACGGCGCCGACUACCGCGGCCGCCAGAACCGCACAGGCCCGCGUGGCACCGGCCGCCCCUGCCUCUUCUGGGACCAGACACAGCAGCACAGCUACAGCAGCGCCCGCGACCCCCAGGGCCGCUGGGGGCUGGGGCCGCACAACUUCUGCCGGAACCCAGACGGCGACGUGCAGCCGUGGUGCUACGUGGCGGAGACGGAGGAGGGCAUCUACUGGCGCUACUGCGACAUCCCCACGUGCCACAUGCCCGGGUACCUGGGCUGCUUCGUGGACUCGGGCGCGCCCCCCGCCCUCAGCGGCCCCAGCGGCACCUCCACGAAGCUCACGGUGCAGGUGUGCCUCCGCUUCUGCCGCAUGAAGGGCUUCCAGCUGGCGGGCGUGGAAGCUGGCUACGCCUGCUUCUGUGGCUCCGAGGGCGACUUGGCUCGGGGUCGCCCCGCGCCGGCCACCGACUGUGACCAGAUCUGCUUCGGCCACCCCGGCCAGCUGUGCGGCGGUGAUGGGCGCCUGGGAGUCUACGAAGUGUCGGUGGGCUCCUGCCAGGGGAACUGGACGGCGCCCCAGGGCGUCAUCUACUCCCCGGGCUUCCCGGACGAGUACGGGCCGGACCAGAACUGCAGCUGGGCGCUGGGCCCGCCGGGCACGGCCCUGGAGCUCACCUUCCGCCUCUUCGAGCUGGCGGACCCGCGCGACCGCCUGGAGCUGCGCGACGCCGCCUCGGGCAGCCUGCUCCGCGCCUUCGACGGCGCCCGCCCUCCGCCCGCCGGGCCGCUGCGCCUGCGCGCCGCCGCGCUGCUGCUCAGCUUCCGCAGCGACGCGCGCGGCCACGCGCAGGGCUUCGCGCUCAGCUACCGCGGCCUGCCAGAGGCGGCGGAGAACCCGGCGCUCCCCAGGGGCGCGGCCCAGACUCCUGCAGGGCUCCCCUACGGGACCAAUGCCAGCUGCAGCCCCCGGCCUGGGGCUCCGGAGGCCACCGUGGGCGCCCGGGUCUUCUCAACGGUGAUGGCCGUCUCCGUGCUGCUGCUGCUGUCGCUGCUGCUGUUGCUGCUGCUGUCGCUGCUGCGCCUGCUGCGCCGACGGAGCUGUCUGCUGGCUCCAGGAAAAGGACCCCUGCCCCUGAGGCCUGCCCAGGGCUCUGGGAGAAGUUGGGCUGUGUGGUAUCACCGUCCUGGAGGGGUGGCGCUGCCCUGCCCCCCUGGGGACUCCCAGGCUGAGGGGCUAGCCUCAACUUACCGCCCCCUGAGCGCCUCCAGCCAGAGUUCCCUGCGUUCACUCAUCUCUGCCCUCUGA